AUGGUGUAUGAGGUAUUGGUGUGUGAGAUAUUGGUAUGUGAGAUAUUGGUGUGUGAGGUGCUGGUGUGUGAGGUGCUGGUGUGCGCGAUAUUGGUGAGUGAGAUAUUGGUGUGUGAGAUGCUGGUGUGUGAGACGUUCGUAUGUGAGAUAUUGCUGUGUCAGAUGCCAGUGUAUGAGUUAUUGGUUUGUGAGAUGUUGUGCGAGAUAUUGAUGUGUGACAUACUGGUGUGUGAGAUAUUGGUGUGUGAGAUGCUGGUGUCUGAGAUGCUACUGUGUGAGGUAUUGGUGUGUGAGAUUCUGGUGCGUGAGAUAUUGGUUUGUGAGGUGCUGGUGUGUCAGAUGCUGGAGUGUGAGUUAUUGGUGUGCAAGAUGUUUGUGUACGAGAUUCUGGUGUGUGAGAUAUUGGUGUUUGAGAUAUUGGUUUGGGAAUUGCUGUUGUGUGAGAUAUUGGUGUGUGCGUUGCUGGUUUGUGAGAUGCGGGUGCAUGAGAUGCUGUACGAGAUAUUGAUGUGUGAGAUACUGGUGUGUGAGAUAUUGGUGUUUGAGAUGCUGGUGUCUGAGACGCGACUGUGUGAGGUAUUGGUGUGUGAGAUUCUGGUGCGUGAGAUAUUGGUUUUUGAGGUGCUGGUGCGUCAGAAAUUGGUGUGUGAGAUAUUGGUGUGUCAGUUAUUGGUGUGCGAGAUUCUGAUUUUGGUGUGUGAGAUGUUGGUGUGUGAGAUGCUGGUGUGUGAGAUUUUGGUGUGUGAGGUAUUGGUCUGUGAGGUCCUGGUGUGUGAGAUGCUGGUGUGCGAGAUAUUGAUGCAGGUGUGUGAGAUGCUGGUGUGUGUGAUAUUGGUGAGUGAGAUAUUUGUGUGUGAGAUGCUGGUGGGUGAGAUGCUGGUGUGUGAGAUACUGGUGUGUGAGACGCUGGUGUGUGAGAUUCUGGUGCGUGAGAUUCUGGUGCUGGUGUGUGAGAUGCUGGUGUGCGAGAUAUUGGUAUGUGAGAUUCUGGUGUGUGAGAUAUUGGUUUGUGAGGUGCUACUGUGUGAGAUAUUGGUGUCUAAGAUGCAGGUGUGUGAGAUGCAGGUGUGUGAGAUGCUGGUGUGUGAGAUAUUGUUGAGUGAGAUAUUUGAGUGUGAGAUGCUGGUGGGUGAGAUGCUGGUGUGUGAGAUACUGGUGUGUGAGACGAUGGUGUGUGAGUUUCUG
Messenger RNA from Rhincodon typus (whale shark), 1185 nucleotides. Its product is annotated as keratin-associated protein 16-1. NCBI's taxonomy places the organism in Eukaryota, Metazoa, Chordata, Chondrichthyes, Orectolobiformes, Rhincodontidae. The transcript has 6 exons. The record is from RefSeq and is a predicted model, not a curated record. The annotation marks the transcript as partial.